UUUCCCUGGUGCUCAAGUAACCCCUGCGUCCCGCCAUGGCCCAUGAGCAUGGAACUCCAAGUGGGAUUAAAAAAAUGAGAAAAAAGGGGAGAGAGAAAAUGGUCCAUUUAAGUUAAAUAUGAAGAUGAUGGGAUCGCCGUCUUUCUCUUUUUGGGAUAACGCCACAAUCGUAUAUCAUAUAUCUUCCCAAAUCGGGAAACUCUCUUCUCGCACACGCCCAACCCCAUGGAAGCCGAACGUCUUGAUUUUGGGAAGAUGGGAUAUGGGUGCAACCAUUACAGGAGAAGAUGCAGUAUUCGUGCUCCCUGCUGCAACGAGAUCUACUCAUGCCGUCACUGUCAUAACGAAGCAACGACCUUCUUCAACAAUCCCUUUGAUCGCCACGAACUCGUUCGCCAAGAUGUUCAACAAGUUGUUUGUUCGGUUUGUGACACUGAACAGCCUGUUGCUCAAGUUUGCACAAACUGUGGCGUCAGAAUGGGAGAAUAUUUCUGCGACAUCUGCAAAUUCUUUGAUGAUGAUACAGAAAAAGAAGUGUUUCAUUGUGAUGAUUGUGGGAUCUGCAGGGUUGGUGGUCGACAUAAUUUUUUCCACUGCAAGAAGUGCGGGUCUUGUUAUUCAAUUGCUCUGCGUGAUAAACAUGUAUGUGUGGAGAACUCCAUGAGGCAUCACUGUCCCAUUUGUUACGAGUACCUUUUCGAUUCAUUGAAAGACACUAUUGUUAUGAGAUGUGGUCACACAAUGCACCAUGAAUGUUACCAAGAGAUGAUGAAACGUGACAAAUAUUGUUGUCCCAUAUGCUCCAAGUCGGUGAUUGACAUGUCUAGGAUGUGGAAGAGAAUUGAUGAAGAGAUUGAAGCAACUGUCAUGCCUGAAGAUUAUCGAUUCAGAAAGGUUUGGAUUCUAUGUAAUGACUGCAAUGACACAACCGAGGUUUACUUCCACAUUCUUGGCCAAAAAUGCGGUCACUGCAAUUCAUAUAAUACUCGUGCAGUUGCACCUCCAGUUCUUCCUCAAUGACCAUUCAAGAAGGCAACAAUGUGAGGCAGAAAAUUAAAGUUAGCUCCAACCCGGUUAUGAUAAAGGGUUAUUGAAUUAAAUUCAUCAUCAAAAGUAAUUGGUGUAUUGUUUCCUGGAUAGUUUUCUUUGGUAAUUCUUCCUCCAACAUAUGGAGUAGGAUUGGUGUGUCUUCAUUAUUGAGCAGAUAUAAACAUCUGUAUACAUACAGGGAAAACUAUUUUCCCAUCACGGACUGCUGGUAAUAGUGAUGUAUUGCUACUGAAUGAUUUGAUUGCAUGGUCACCCAUAUUCACAUACAUACCUUCAUUGCGUUCCAUGGAAUCACGCCACAUUUAUUUUAUGAAGGACGGGGAACACAAUCUCCUUCAUUGUA
Cajanus cajan (pigeon pea) is the source of this 1393-nucleotide messenger RNA. RefSeq names its product CHY-type/CTCHY-type/RING-type Zinc finger protein. Gene Ontology annotation, molecular function: ubiquitin protein ligase activity; zinc ion binding. Gene Ontology annotation, biological process: protein ubiquitination; ubiquitin-dependent protein catabolic process. NCBI's taxonomy places the organism in Eukaryota, Viridiplantae, Streptophyta, Magnoliopsida, Fabales, Fabaceae. Gene Ontology annotation, cellular component: nucleus. The record is from RefSeq and is a predicted model, not a curated record.